Daldinia decipiens is the source of this 1789-nucleotide messenger RNA. RefSeq names its product RNA polymerase Rpb7-like domain-containing protein. Gene Ontology annotation, biological process: DNA-templated transcription; positive regulation of translational initiation; positive regulation of nuclear-transcribed mRNA poly(A) tail shortening. Lineage: Eukaryota; Fungi; Ascomycota; Sordariomycetes; Xylariales; Hypoxylaceae. The transcript has 4 exons. Gene Ontology annotation, molecular function: single-stranded RNA binding; translation initiation factor binding; single-stranded DNA binding. The record is from RefSeq and is a predicted model, not a curated record. Gene Ontology annotation, cellular component: P-body; RNA polymerase II, core complex. Bases 576 to 1091 code for a protein of 171 amino acids.
AAUAAGGUCCAGGGUUGCUUGAAAGUUGAAAGUUGCAAGUUCCUAAACCAGACGCGACUCGUUCCUUUCAUCAUCCAGACUUUCUUGAGGCUACACCAAAUCUUCUUUCAGCCCUGUUGUCGCAUUCAUUGCCGCAUUCAUUGUCGCAUUCAUUGUCGCAUUCAUCAUCGCACCACAAGCGCAUAGCUUUACAUUGUCUUAUUAUAUUUCUUGAUGAUUUUAUGAUACCCUUAGGUAGAUUGCCGCUUUUUGAGGCUCGAGGAGGCUCAAGGUUUGCACCGCCUCAGCCUACCUUUUAGCAUCCCAUCACAUCGACUCAUCCCGUCUCCCGCGAGUCCUCGUCACUACACCUUCUUGCUUGGCCUUCAAUCACCUACCUCUGCCUUGGCCUAGGCCCUGCCAGAGAUCCCCGUUUACGUGUCGCGAUAGCUCAUCGUAGUGGCGUUCCACUUCAGCGACCAAUCCCGCGAAUAAUCUCACCGUAGCAGCAGCGCCAUCUCGAUAUCUCCUCCUACAACCUCUCUCUUACCAACUAGAUCAUCCAGCGCGAGCACAUAGACCAUAGACGUGUCACAAUGUUCUUCCUCUACAACCUCGAGCGAAGGGUUACCCUUCACCCUUCGUACUUCGGCAAGAACAUGCACGAGCUGGUCACGGGCAAGCUUCUUAAGGAUGUUGAAGGCACGUGUACCGGAAGCUACUAUAUCAUUUCCAUCAUGGAUACCUUCGAUAUCUCCGAAGGUCGCAUCCUUCCCGGAAGCGGCCUCGCUGAGUUCACCGUCGGCUAUCGUGCUGUGGUCUGGCGCCCCUUCAAGGGCGAAACGAUGGACGCCAUAGUAGUCUCCGUCAACCAGCACGGCUUCUUCGCCGAGGCAGGACCGCUUCGAAUCUUCGUGUCUACCCACUUGAUCCCGCAAGAAGUCAGAUGGGACCCGAACGCCACACCACCUCAAUUUACUAACAACGAGGACACUACGAUCGAAGUUAACACCCAGGUUCGUGUUAAGAUUGUGGGCACGCGAGCCGAAGUCGGUGAGCUAUGGGCAAUUGGAAGUAUCAAGGAAGACUAUCUCGGAACGCUACAAAAUUAGAUAGAUCUGGCGCGUUUGGACUUCAUCUGUCCUUGUCCUGUGCUUGGUGCCGCCCUCGUGUGGUAGUAGAUGUGUGAAUCUACAGGAUCGCGCAAUCCAUAGGAUAUAGGCCUAGGCUUUGGUACCUUAAGAGCUAUUGAUAUCAACAAUAGUAGUACUGCAUAGGCAUCUUUAUGCAAGGUAAAGUCACAGACCCAAGUCUCGCGAAUUUCGGAUAUGCUAGGCGACUUAGGUAGUCACCUAAAUGGCAUCUGACGUUCAGCUUUUGCUAUGACAUACGAUAAGCUUAUCCCACGAGGCCGUAGCGUAUAGCGUCUAACCUACGCCUCAAAGUAAAAACAUUCUGCUGGGAAAGACUAAGCAAAGCCUCAAACCCUAUUAAUAUAUAAUCCCGGGAACAUGACUAUAUCUACCAUAAACACCAGAUACAACUGUUGGACGUUUUGGUUGGAAGCAAUCUGCUAGCCCAUUGGCCUUAGAUUAUGAUCGAUAUAAUAAAUGGUCAUCGUCUCAAAAUAUAUCCUCUUAAAUUGGCAUAUUAUACUACCUUUAUUUCGACUAGUUUCGGUGCUGGUAUAUGAAGACUGAUUAGAAAGGAGAAAAUGAUUCAUACAGUGUUAAUUUUUAGGUACUCGGGUAUUAUUCGUAAUUCCAAAAUCUAAUUGUAAGACCUUUUCGUAGUAACUUAAUUAAUGGCG